This is a messenger RNA of Siniperca chuatsi (mandarin fish), 5617 nucleotides long. RefSeq names its product E3 ubiquitin-protein ligase TRIM21-like. The record is from RefSeq and is a predicted model, not a curated record. The transcript has 2 exons. NCBI's taxonomy places the organism in Eukaryota, Metazoa, Chordata, Actinopteri, Centrarchiformes, Sinipercidae. Gene Ontology annotation, molecular function: protein binding. Bases 3457 to 4725 code for a protein of 422 amino acids.
GACAGUCAGUGGAAAUGUGUGUGCUUACAGCAUACCAAAUAUCAGAAAGAGGAAGACAGGGGAGUCCCACUUCCAUUGCUGGAGAGGCCUUCAGAUUAAAUAAAACAGGGCAAAUCAGUCAGGGGAGUGGCCAAAUCAUAUGGCAUUUGCCAUGUGACCCUUUACCAUUUUCACAAGAAGAGGCAGAGGCUGGAGUGCAGGGUACUGCACCCCCAAGAGGGUUUUCUCUGCAGAACAGGAAACCCUUCUGAGAAACUGCCUGAUGCAGGCAGCUGAUCUGUACUAUGGGUUGAGCCCAAAGGAGGUAGGCUACUUAUUAAAUGGUAGGCUGUAUGUAUAUUUAUUAUGUAUUCAACUAAUUCAAAAGAAUUUAUUCAUUUUAGGUAUGGAAGUUUGCCUAUGAUUUAGCAAAGACCUAUUUGGUAGAAAUCAAGAGUUCAGAGGCAAAGUCAUCAGAGGUUUUGAAAGACCUGUAUUGAAAUCAAUAAAGAACUGAAUCGGGGUUGACUGAAAUCACACAAGCAUACAGUUCAGUAUUUGUGCAUCUUGUCAUAGAGGGUUGUAAGCUCACGCACCAAUUACAGCAGAUCCUGAACGCACACCUCUUGAUCUUCUGAUUAUCUAUUUUGAUGUCACGGCAUGGAAAGCCUUGUUCUGUGUGUCACAUUCAAGUUAAGAGCACAAACACUGGAUUUCUGUCUAGACUUGUCAUCCCAAGGCUUGCUUGAUGGGUCUAAACCUUUGUAAUGUCAGCUUCAAAACUGUUUAUCUUCAUCAAACACGUCUCUAAGGCACAGUGCUCUGUUUCAAGGUGCACGGUCAUCAUAUGCUGUAUCACACAAAACCAAGAAUAUCAUUGCACAUGAACAAAGGUGCUAUUAUAAUGAUAUUACAAUGAACAUAAAACACAUAUGUAAAUAAAUAUGAGUUUCCACCACACCUAUAACUGCAACUAACCUGAAACCUGGGCAGAGAAAGGCAUGGCUGGUAGCUGACUGGUUCACAGCUUCUUUGAAAAGGCACCCUACCCUUUGCAAAGCCCUCAGGCUACCAGCCUCUCAUUGGCUACAAGCUUCAAUACAACAAUUAUCAAUGUAGAGAAGUAUUGACACAGUGAACAAACUUUUGACAACCUGUCUGCUGUCCUGACCAAACACAAAUUUGCUACACAAGACAUCUGGAAUAUGGACGAGACAGUAAUCACCACUGUCCAAAAUCCUCAAAAAAUUGUGGGGCAGUGACGUCUGCAGAACAGGGUCCUCUCAUCACACUUGUAUGUGCUGUAAAUGCCAAAGGGGAAUUCCAUCCCACCAUUUCUCAUAUUCCACCGCAAAAAGUUCCAGCCUUUCCUUACCAACAAUGGCCAUCCUAGCUGUAUUGGUACAGCAAAUGGGUCUGGGUAGAUGCAAGAGCAAGACUUUUUGGUCUUCCUCAAGCACUUCCAGACUCGUACCAAGUCCUCACUGGAGUCAAAAGUGCUGCUAAAUCUGGACAGUCAUUCCUCCCACCUUUCUGUAGAGGGGAUUGAUUUUUGCAGGAGCCAAGGGAUCAUCCUCCUCUCAUUCCCCCCCACACUGUUCUCAAAAGCUGCGACCCUUAGAUCGCAGUGUAUAUGGGCCACUGAAGAGGCUCAUCAACAACUGCUGUGACAGCUGGAUGAAAGCUGAUCCAGGAGUCACAAUGACCAUUUCUGAUCUGCCAAGCAUUGUGAGGAGUGACCUUUCCCUGGAUGCAUCACCAUCAAAUAUUCAGGCAGGGUUCGCAUUGGAAUUUGGCCUUUUAAUAGAGAUAUUUUCAGUGACAGAGACUUCGUAUCAUCCCUACUCACAGACUAGUAUAAAGAGCAAGAUCCAAGUCCAUGUCAGGAGGAGGUCAAGGUGGUUGGAUGGGUCAAACACAGGACGUUCACCCAGGAGACCGCUGUUCGUAAUUUAAGUUUUGUAAUUUAACUUAUGUAACUAACGUACUUAUUUGAACCCAAACCAUGAUCUUUUUCUAACAUAACCAAGUAGCUUUGGUGCCUAUAUAAACCUAACCAAACUGUGACCCUUUCACAACGUUAACCACGUUUUAUUUUCAAAGUCCAACCAAAUGUUGCAGAUUAUUAUUAUUAUUGCUAACUUGACCGCGGAGCCCUAACCAUGCAAAACUGAGGCAAGAAAGGUACGUAGAGCGUCUUAGUUUGAAGUGUAGGGCCACUGACCAAGCUGCCAUAUUUCACGAGUCGGAAGUGAGAACAUGUCGGACCUUUUCACCUGGGUCCAUCCGUCCACAUCCAAAAGCUGGACCAAGAUAGCAGACCUCAAAAGGGAGGAAAAUAAGUGAAACCGCUGUCCUUACAGAUACUCCCAUGAAAAAAUAACUGGAGACUGAGAAAAGCAGGUCCAAAGCUAAGAGAAAAAAAAUUUUCAGUGACAAAAAAACAAAACAAAACCACAAACCCAGCAAAAAGCAGAUAAUUCAGGACUCCUCUGAUGAAGAUGAAUUCUACAUUGUGUGCCUGGAGAGCUACUCCAAGUCAAGGGAGGUCUCACUCCAGUGCUGGUCCUGUAAAGCCUGGGCACACAAGGACUGCACAGAUGUAAGUGACUUUUUAUAUUUAGAUUUUCUGUUAAACCAUUCCUGUGUGUUUUUCUACAUUUUAACUGUGUCUGAAAGCAGAUGUGCUGCACUUAAAACAGGUUUAUUCAUUUCAGCCUUCUGUGUGAAAUCUGUUCGAGUUUUUUGUCAACAACAACACUAAAGCUACAAGAACCCCAAAUAAUAAUUGUAUUCAUUGUGGCAACUAGUUCUGUAGGUUACAUGUCAUGUGAAAAGGUUAAAAAGUUAACAUUGAAUUGAUGUUGGGAUUGUUGUGGGCUUGAAGAUAGACUGUAAAGGGAGCGUUGUAGCCCACUGAGCCAUAGAUACAGUAUGUUCUUGCAUGUUUUGUUUUGUUGUUUGACUGUCAGAGCAUGAUAUCAUUAAACUCAGUGAAAAGUCUCCAGUAACCACAGAGCGCCCUUACAAGCCUUCAGUGCUUUGCUCCAGAUUAAAUUCACCAUGUGCCAAAAGAACAUCACUAAUCGGGUCAAACCUGAAAGGCAGAACCUCACCGGCAGAGCAGAAUGAGGCGGAGCAACACCGGAAUAACUUGACAGUCAUAUUCUUCAAAUGAAACAAACAACAUUAAUCUGAGUGACAGCAGACCUGCAGUCGAGACAAGUCUCUCUGUCUGUCUUGAAAUAAAAAUUAAGCUUGCCUAAUCAGGCCUUUUUCAACAACACGUCUCUGCCAAACACUGAGUGUAGAUAUAUUUGCAGCCAGCUGUCUGCUGACUGAAAAUCAGUUUCUGUGCUCCAUCAGUCUGCAUGUGUUCACUGAUCCAGUUGCCAUACCACGUGGACACAACUUCUGUCAAACCUGCAUCACUGAACACUGGAAUAUUAUAUAUAUAUAUAUACCUUCAUCUCUGAGAUGGCUGCUCAGUUCAGACAGUCCGCUCAACAGAAAUCCAGCAGCAGCAGCUCAGAGCAACACGUUGCCAAACCAGGAGAAGUUCCCUGUGACUUCUUCUACACUGGAACCAAACUGAAGGCCCUGAAGUCCUGCCUGGUGUGUCUGGUUGUCUUCUUGCUCUGGAUGAUUUUAUACCACAAUAUACAUAAUGUUUUUCCUCUGAAAGAAGAAUAUGAAGAUAAGAAGGCCGAACUGGGGAAGACAGAGGCUGAAACUCAGCAGCUGAUCCAGAAGAGACGACUGAAGAUUCAGGAGAUCAAACGCUCAGUGGAGCUCAGUAAGGAAGAUGCAGACAGAGAGAUAGCAGGUGGUGUUCAGGUCUUCACCGCUCUGAAGGAGUCUGUUGAGAGAAGCCAGGCCGAGCUCAUCAACACGAUCAGAGAGAAGCAGAGAAAGACAGAGAAACAGGCUGAAGGCUUCAUCCAAGAGCUGGAACAGGAAAUCUCUGAGCUGAAGAAGAGAAGCUCUGAGCUGGAGCAGCUCUCACGCUCUGAAGACCACCUCCACCUCCUCCAAAGCCUCCCGUCCCUGAACGCUGCUCCACCCACCAAGGACCGGACAGAAGUCAGCGUCCGUCCACCUUCAUAUGAGGGGACUGUGGUGAGAGCUGUGAAUCAGCUGGAGGAGACGCUCAGUAAACAGAUGAAGAAGCUGUUUGAGGCUGAGCUGAAGAGGGUCCAGCAGUACGCAGUGGAUGUGACACUCGAUCCUGAUACAGCACAUCCCUAUCUGAUCCUGUCUGAUGAUGGAAAACAAGUUAAACACGGUGAUGUAGAGAAGCAUCUCCCAGACAACCCAGAGAGAUUUGAUACUUGUGCUAUUGUCUUAGCAAAGCAGAGUUUCUCUUCAGGAAGAUUUUAUUACGAGGUUCAGGUUAAAGGGAAGACUGAAUGGGAUUUAGGAGUGGUCAGAGAGUCGGUCAACAGGAAGGGACAAAUCAUAGCGAGUCCUCAGGAUGGUUACUGGACAAUAUAUUUGAGGAAUGGAAAUGAAUAUGAAGCUUUUGCUGGCCCUGCACUCCAACUCUCUCUGAAGUCUCAGCCUGAGACAGUGGGGGUGUUUGUGGAUUAUGAGGAGGGUCUGGUCUCCUUUUAUGACGUUGAUGCUGCAGCUCUGAUCUACUCCUUUACUGGCUGCUCCUUCACUGAGAAACUCUACCCAUUCUUCUGUCCCAGUCUUAACUAUAGUGGUGAAAACUCUGCCCCUCUGAUCAUCUACUGUAUGUAAAUGCAUGUAAAUAUUUUUCUUUUAUGUGCUACAUUGCUACUUACUACUACAACACACCAAUUAUACCGCUCUGAUUGAUAUUAUCUAAUGUGGUCUAAUUUAUUCUAAUAACUGCAUCAGAAAACAAUAGACUCAGACAUAAGAAGCAUUUGCACGUUCCUUAAAUGUCUGGGUGCCAAAUUCAAAACUUUUUAUUGUCUGAUCAUUGAUCAAAAAGUUUUACAUACUGGCACAAAUUACUGACUACUGGCUACUGACUACUUAGCUCUGUGACAUGAAUGUAACCACAAUACACGAGGCACAAACUGGGACUAACAUUAAACCAUCAACUAAACAGCAAUAAACAAACAGUAUAAUGUUGACUAAUGAUCACACAUGUCAAAAUGUGAACAUUUAAGCAGUACUAAAACUAAAUAAUGGCAGAAAAAUGUCAGUUAUGCAGGCAAUGAGUGAUACAAACUGGUUGCAACACUAGUUUGGGACUCGAGUAGGUUUUUGUAUUUCAAACAAACUAAAGAACUUCCAUUACAAGACAAGGGCAAUAAUAAGAGACUGGAAUUGCAAACAACACAUGUUGUACCUGACAGCAUGAAACAAUUCCAACAGAAAAAACAAUAUUUCUCAUAAGGACAUGUAGUAUUUAACCUUUUCUGCAUCUUGCCAUUAUAUAGUUGGGUGUUGAUUGUCAGUUUUUGACAUCUACAUGUCAUAGAAAACUGUACUAUUUCUUUUCAAUCCUUAAUUUCACUGUUGCCUAAAGUGCUUUAAAAACUGUCUGACCACAUGUAUCAGUCUACAAAUAGACAAACCACUGACUGCUCCAUCACUGCUUUCUGUUUAAUCACACAUACAUAUGGACAUCAUCCACAAAUAAAGAUGCUCAUGUAUUGUA